Thrips palmi is the source of this 2286-nucleotide messenger RNA. RefSeq names its product syntaxin-16 (gene Syx16). The transcript is spliced from 6 exons. Gene Ontology annotation, biological process: vesicle-mediated transport; intracellular protein transport; vesicle fusion. Gene Ontology annotation, molecular function: SNAP receptor activity; SNARE binding. The coding region runs from base 143 to 1132 and encodes 329 amino acids. The record is from RefSeq and is a predicted model, not a curated record. Gene Ontology annotation, cellular component: endomembrane system; SNARE complex; membrane. Lineage: Eukaryota; Metazoa; Arthropoda; Insecta; Thysanoptera; Thripidae.
UGGCGACUAUGGCGAUCACUUUUUGUUUACUUUGACAGAUGCAGAAGGCAAAAGUGAUCGCCUUUUCAUGACUAAUUGCUUGAUCCAAACAAAAGUAGUCAUUUGUAUUCUUGGGCUGUUUCGACAGUAAGACUUCGACAUCAUGGCUACGAGGAGUCUGACGGAAGUUUUCGUACUGAUGCGAAAUAAUGCCAUGCAAAGUCGACAUAUAUACACCGAGCAGGCCGUCUCAGAUCGUAUGGCACUUGUUCCUAGAUCUGUCGAUGUUGACAUCGAGCUCGCUGACUCUCGAUUGCCUCCAACCUGGUCAGAUGGUCUAGAAGAAGCUCAGUAUGCCUUAUCAAGAAUACGUGGGAAGCUAAAACAGCUGUCUGCAUUGCACUCCCGACACUUACAGCGUCCCACCUUGGACGACACUAGGAAUGAAGAAAUUCAGAUCGAGGCUUUGUCUCAAGAAAUAAUGAGGAUGUUCAACAGUUGCCACAAACUAAUUACGCAAAUUCGCCAAGACGGUUUGAAUGGCUCAAAUAAGGAGAGACAGCUUGCCAAGAGUGUUGUUGCUGCCCUUGUCAACUCCCUUCAAGAAUUGUCAAAUAACUUUAAGACAUCACAGGGAGAUUACUUGAGAAAGUUGAAUUCUAGAGAAGAACGCUCUCGGCAGUAUUUUGAUAACCCAUGGGAUGUGCCUAGUUCUGCUUCAAAUCAGAGCAAUGCAGCUUUUCUUGGAUUGGAUGAAGAUAGGUGGGAGGUUGAUAGCAGCCUAGAUAAUAUUGAUCAACAGUUUUCUAAUGCAGCAUCAGGGAAAAUGACUCAGACUCAGCUGGUGCUUAUGGAAGAAGAAAACACAAAGAUGAUUGCUGAAAGAGAAAGAGAAGUUUCUCACAUUGUUCAAUCUAUUAGUGAGUUGAACACAAUAUUCAAGGAUCUUGCGCAUAUGGUUGCUGAUCAGGGUACAAUAUUGGACAGAAUAGAUUAUAAUGUGGAACAAACCCAAAUUCAAGUUGGGCAGGGCUAUCAACAGUUACAAAAAGCUGAUGCAUAUCAAAGAAAGAAUCGUAAAAUGGUUUGUAUUCUUUGCCUCGCUGCUGCCAUUAUUUUGAUGCUCUUCCUCCUCAUAAUUUUCAAAACUUGAUUACCUUGACAUGAUUUCAUCUAAUAUAUUUUGUUAGGGUCAGGGCGGGGAAGAACUGGACACCCCAUAUUUUACUUCAAAUACCGUAGGCACAGGAAUAACAACUAUCAAAAGUUGUUCCGUGGCAUCAGCGGUUUAUUACACGACAGUUGUCAGGCCGGUACAUACGGCAUUUGAAGUAAAAUGUGGGGUGUCCAGUUCUUCCCCUGUCCAGUUUUUCCCCGCCCUGACCCUACACCUCAAUCAUUGAAAAACUGCCUAUAUGGCUAAAUUUCAGAAGGUUCAGUGUACCUGAGCAACUUUUUGCAAGUCAUUAAUUUGUUGCUCUCUGUUCCUUAAGAUUAUACUAAUUGUUUCCCUUUGCGGAAAAAUGUGACCUGUGCUUAUCAUUCCAGAGAGGCCUAGAAGUCUGUUCCACAGCAUGCAAGGCUUCUCUGCAUACCUGUUAUAGCUAAGCUUCUACUAGUCAUAGAACUGAUUGCAAAUGUAUUUCUCCAUCAGCUGGUAAUUUCAGUGGUUUCCUUUAAAAUGUGGUUGUAUUUUAAUUUUUUAUUCUGUUUUGGGAUUCACUUAAUCUAUAUUAAAUAUUGAAGGGGCCCUUCCCUUUGAACAAUUCACGGGUAUUGACUUCAUGCAAAAUAGAAUGGCAAAAUUUUCCUGCUUGGGACUUUGGAUUUCUUGUACGACAAAAAGGUUAAGAAUGUGUGGAAAUUAUCAUGGGCGAAUUCCGAUUUUUAUGAGCUUCAUGAAGACUGUUAUUAUAAAAGUUUAUCUGCAGCAGAUAUCAUAUCUGCUCUUUAAAAGUAUUUAAAGUUACUUAAUUAACAACAGCCUGUUUGUUUUUAUUUUCAUGAAAUUCUGAAGUAGAAUCUUAUGUGCCUGUUCUAUUUUUUGUUUGUAUUUGACAUUUUCAUCUGUGAUCAUAAUUUAUUCUGUGCGACUUUGUUGAUGUGGCCAAAUAAUAUUUUAUCUGUGUUGUAGUAUGUGUGACUAUUUUAAGAAAGUAUUUCUGUUUGAGUCAUGUUCUGUUUUCUCCUUGCCUUCUGUCAGGUGUGCAGAGCAUGGAAUCUAUAGUAUAAUACAUCAGAUUGUUCUAUUUUUCCUGUAGGCUGAUUGCUGUUGUAUGUUAAAAAUACACCAACAACACGAAGGAA